CGAUUUAAAUCGGCACUUGGCGAUUCGGUCAUGGAGUUGGCACAUCUCUUGUAUGCUUUGGCGGUGACUGUGCUUGGAUGUGUCUGUUUUGGGGCAGUUUCUGCAGCUGAUAUAAUCAGGCUACGUCUUGCAGACGGGCGUUACCCAAACGAAGGUCGCGUAGAGGUCCUCCCAGCAGGAGAAGACUCAUGGGGAACCUACUGCUCCAACGAUAACCCGUUCCACGUCGGCCGCGUAGCGUGCCGUCAACUCGGCUUCCCCGCCCUACUCUCUGCAACUGCCACCGGGGAGUUUGGCAAGGCCACCGGUCCCAUUUGGUUCCAGCAGAUUUCUUGCAGCCAAGGAGCGCAGCCCGUGGUGACUCUAAAUGACUGUUCGACAUCAGGAUGGUUGCCGAGUUACGUGGUGUGCGAUCACAGAUUCGAUGUAGGCCUUACCUGCUUCACAGGCAACCUGCGCUUAGUCGGAGGUCGAAGCGAGACUGAGGGAAGAGUGGAGCUUCAUAUUGGGGGAGAUGAGUGGGUGCUGUUAUCGUUCCGAGGGGGGACGAACUUUAUGUACUCCGACAGUGUCUGCCAGUACCUUGGGUACCAAUUCUCAGUUGGGGUGACACGAGAACCAGCGGUAAACAACAACCAGAAGAUAUUGUGUUCCUUUUCUCACUGCCCGCUUUAUGACGGAUCAAGGGGAUUCUUUCAAUGCCUGGAUGAGCUAAGUCUGGAUCUCUGCACAGAUAAGAACAUCACCUUACUCGGAGCAGUCUGCGCGACAGAAACUGAUGUACUUCCUUCUGACGCUAGCUUCGAGUAUCGUCUAGGCUAUACUAGCAACGGAUCCCAAUACAUGGGCAUACUAGAAGCCAGAUAUAAUGGUUCCACUUGGGCAACAGUUUGUCUGCAAGUUGUCAACGUAUACCGGGCGGGGAUUGUUGCUGACCAAGCAUGCCGUAGUCUGGGGUAUCCCUGGGCUUUCGUCUCAAAGCUGAUCCCAUACUCAGAGUCCCCUGGCUACGUCAGCACCGGAGAAGAGCUGAUUAUGAGGGAGCUUUUCUUGGGUUCAGCUCAUGGCGAAGCACAGUGGGUACGAGGCCAGAACGCUUGCCAGCGUCAUGAAUAUGAACUCCUUCACGUCGAAUGUGAAACAGGUGUAACGAUGUACGGCCUGACAGUGUUCCCGUGUUCCAAACAGACAUGUCUUGGACGCUGUGGAAGUCCCGCUACCAACGAACUGUGUGGAUGCGAUGCUGUCUGUUCCCAGUGUAACGACUGCUGCUACGAUUACAAGGAACGGUGCUCUCUCCAUGAAGACCCAGACAAUCACACAUCACUGUCAUUAGGCUCAUUCACUUGUAGAAUCGUUGAUAGGAAUCGGGUUGUCGUAGUGGACGGAUGUAGCCCAGGUUGGAAUGACACUCAAGUGGCUCAGCAGUGUGCCAAUAAUUCCUACCCAGGUCCGAUAAAAUACCAAGAGGGGAUAUUCUUCAAUAAUUUACUCUGUGCCGCAUGUAACGGCUUCAGCUUCGAGAGCUCAGAUCUGAGCUCAGAUCUGAGCUCAGAUCUGCUAAACGACUUUAGUUUUUACCAGAUUGAAGAAUAUGAUGCAGGGAUUGAUGAAUGUCCUUUGAAUUAUGUGAACCUAGAGAUAGCUCUUGGAUGUCAGUCAUACUCUGCAAUUAUCGCAACAUCUGAUUGGUUGAUGUACAAGAAUCCACACUGUGCAUACUGCAACGGAGUGAAUAUCUCUACCUUGGAUUACUGUCCGUUGGUGCGUUCGUCCGUUUUCCCAGCCCAUUUUGAAGUGCUUUUGGGCAGGGUACCUGAACCGUGGGCUCCCGAAGCAUCCACGAGUCUCCAGCUGCAAGACGAAAUCAAGUGCCAUAACAAGCACUACCUACUGCACGUACUGCCAACGCACAGAGGGAAUUCUUCAGUGAUGGAGGUUACACAAUGUUACCUAAACACACUCGGCUGGCAGAACAUUCAGCUGACAUGGCCUUUCUAUUCUUCAUUUAUCGAUCACCAACAACAAGCAUUUGCUGGAGAAAUGACAAAGCUGAUCACUGAAUAUGUCACUAAUAUCACAGAUUUCGAGGAAAUCUUGGACCUGACGGUUGUGCCUCCAUACGAGGAAGGUAGCUCCAGGGAAUGGAUAGUCAGAUGUGGAGUUGAGCAGGUUGAUUUUGUGGAGGUAUGUGGCACAGCAGAGAACGUGACUAUCAAUGGAACUGUCACUGAAUUGCAUUGUGAGCACUCCACUUUUACUGCUCGGGCAGCAGAUACCAGGGUGUUCAGCAUGGGUGGAGUCCAGGUCAUUUAUGUCGGUGGCGGAGUGUUUGUUGAAGCGAAGUCAGUUUCUUUCUUUCGUAGCUACAACUAUCCAAUGGCUGUCUUCAAUGGCUCAGCUAAAGACACCAGGGUAUCUGUAUGCGGACAAACGUUUAAAAACGAGGAGUGCCGCCUACUCCGUGCUGGAGAAACAAAGGCUGUGAGAACAGAAGACGGUGAACCAGGGCUGGAGUACAAAGGGAGAAAGUUUUUGCAAGACCAAGUAACGUACCUGCCCGAUGGUUGGAUCCUCAUCUGCUCAAGUAUCUUCUCGGCUCUACAAGAACCAUACAUUUCAUUCUCAGACCCACUUACUGUAGUGAAUUUCAUUGGUUACUGCUUAUCCGUCGUAGCUCUCUUGGUAACCUUCACCAACUACUGUGUGUUCCCAGUUCUGAGGAACGUCCCCGGUAGUGCCAUUAUGAGUCUGACUGCUGCCCUGUUCUUGGCUCAGCUUCUGACCCUUACCGUAUUGGACAAGGCGGAGAACCAAACAUUCUGCAUCAGUAUGGCCGUCUUGAUGCACUUCCUAUGGUUAGCUACCUUCACUUGGAUGAAUGUUCUAGCCUUUGACCUCAUGAGGACCUUCACUUCCAGACAAGCUGCUCGUCCCAACAAGCGAGUGUUCUUCACUUACUGCCUGUACGGAUGGGGCUUACCGCUUCUGGCUGUCACCACGUGCCUCGUUAUCCACUUCGUCGACGGUCAGCAUGUUGGGUUUCAGUAUGGUGGAGAGCAAUCCUGCUGGGUGAUCGGCAAAUACGCGGUGCUUGGUGCGUUUAUAGUUCCGAUGAUAUGCAGCCUGACUGCUAACGCAGUCCUGUUUGGUUUGACAGUGCGUAGCGUGCACGCAUCGCUUGCAGCAGCGGCGAUGGUUCGGCAGGACAAGUCCAAAUCACGGGAGACGCUUGGAGAGCUGUGGAUUUUUUUCAAGAUAUCUUGCGUUAUGGGGUUCACCUGGCUCUUCGGCUGCCUUGGUAGCUUCAUUGACCAUCAAGCUAUUUGGUACGUCUUCGUCAUCCUGAACUCGCUACAGGGCGUUCUCAUCUUCGCGUCUUUCGGAUGCAACGUCCGCAUCCGGAAUCUUUGGAGGGACAAAUUGGGCAUGGAGGCGCGAAGGAAGAACAAGAAAGCUCGGAAUAGCUCCAACAUCUCAAGCAGUGCGACGCGUCGUACCUCUGCCGAAUGUCGCGCUCAAACCAUGGCGUCAGAAUCCUCCAUAAGAUUGCAGGACGUUCAAGUAUCAACUCAAAAUUAAUAUUUGAAUAUUCAUGAAUUAUUAAAGAAUGUGGAGCUCGAUGUUACAAGGCAUAAGUAAGCCUUUUGAUUUUUUUUGUGAAUGUAAUAAUGGUGACGUUUAAUUGUCGUUAAUCGUCUUGGUGAUUAUCACUUUUCUUCACAAUGGUAUGAUAAUUCCUGAUGCGGGCUUAGUUAUUAUGCAUAUAAUGCAGAUGUGUGCACCUACGAUGUGUGCAUCUCAGAACAGAAAUGUGAAAAAAUGUUGUACAGAAGUACGGAAGCCAGUUCGUGCCAGAUUUUAACUAAGUGAAAAUAAUAUUUUUAUUACGAAAUAACGCAAUAAAUGUAUUGCGAAAUAACGCAAUAAAUGUAUUGCGAAAUAACGCAAUAGUUUUGCGAAAUAAUGCAAUAGUAUUGCGAUAUAACGCGAAAGUAUUGAGAUAUAGCGCAAUAGUAUUGCGAAAUAACGCAAUACUUAAUGCAAAAUAACGCAAUACCUAUUGCGAAAUAACGCAGUACUUAUUGCGAAAUAACGCAAUACUUAUUGCGAAAUAACGCAAUACUGUCGUGUACAAACUUCAGUUUGGCCUUUAUUUGUCCAUUUGAUGAAAUGUUCUUGAAGUUCCUGUCCGUCGUUGUGUUUUUAUCCGUUGUGCUCUUGUCGUGGUACGGUUUUGCUUGAAAGGGGCGGGGUGCUGAAAAACACAAGGCCUAUAAUUGAUCUUGUCAGAAAACGUUGCCGUAAUAGACAUUUCUGUGGCAUAUUUGCCCCGGGGGGGAGGGGCAACAAGUUUUAAGGGCUUUAUUAAGGGAAUAACAGUGUGAGGAGCCGGUCUUCACUGCGUGAUAACGGGUGUGGGGGUGACCGCUGUUAAUGGACCGAGACGAAGUCGAGGUCCAUUAACAGCGAAUUGUACUGAUACAGAAAUUGUACUGAUAUAAUGAUAUGUUUUGAGGAAUGGUUGUUUGGGUUUGGGGGGGGAUGCAUCAAUAAUACGCUCAAUAUUCCACCACGCUGAAGAAAACUAAUACAUUUAAACGAAUGAUAAUUACAUAAGAAUGAUUUUCCAACUUUAAAAUGUUUUCCCCGCAAUAUUAACCCCCUCCCAAAAUUACAAACCGGUCCAUUCAAUUUCAAUUGAUAAAAGGAUGCCUUGCAUCAAGAUUCACUAAAGCCGUAUACUGAUAUUAAUUAGAAAAGUGUUUUUAAGCAUGUCAAAGAACUGAACGAAUUUUUAAAAGUUUUUAAAAAAGAACUGUACUUUUAAGUCACCAUUUGUUCUUAAAGCUAAAAUGUGUUUUUAUGGGGGUCACUUGGCAGUGGUGGGUUAUGGGGAUGGUUGGGAUGAUUAACAAUCAUCUUCCGUCCGGAAAAAAUGACAACUGGGUAGAAAAUCCCAAUGUUCCCUAAGAUUCGUGAAAUAACACUCGUCAUACAAUCUCUAGUCACUGCUUUAGGUCUUUGGUCCUAUUUAUUACUUGUCCUCCGCUAACCCCCUUUACAUAUCCAAGAUCUUCAAUAUUCCUGUACUAUGGACACCCAAUUAAGAUGGUUUCAGUUUAAAUUUUUAAACAACUUUAUCUGUCAGAAAAUAUGACGUGAGAAUUUGCCUAUAAGUAGGGUUAAAGUAGGCCGAAGUAGGCCUAUAGGUUCAAUCAUUCGGACUCAUGCAUUUUUUCGCAAAAAAAAAAAUUGGGUUUAUUUAACAAACACUAUUGCGUUAUUUCGCAAUACUAUUGCGUUAUUUCGCAAUACUAUUGCGUUAUUUCGCAAUAAAAAUAUUUUUUAUUUUUAAAACCUGGCACGAACGGUUUCCGUACGGAAGUCAACAUGUGGAACCAAAAGUUUAUUUCUUAUUAAGUGAUUUAUAUAUACUGAUCAAGCCUUAAUAUUCCGUUAUUGUACAGUUGUAGAUUUUGAUGUAUGUAACCAUAGCAUAAAAACCUAGUCUGUGUUAGUUUCUUCUAAACAUGUAAAAAAGAAAUGUAUUGGCAAGUGCAUAUAUAUUUAUUGAUAAAUGGAACGCCAAACUGAAUAUUGACUUCGAUUUUUCGAAAUGGUCUUUUAUUUUUGACCUUCCAUAUUCCUGUACUAUGGACACCCAAUUAAGAUAGUUUCAGUUUAAAUUUUUAAUUAAUUCAUCGGAUUCUUGACACUUAUUGUUUUUUGUUUAAAAUGAAUAAGACGAACACCAAUUUGCUUGCAUCCUGUAGUAAUGGUGGGUCUUUUUCGUUCCUGUACCCAUACAAUUUCUUUUUGAUCCUCGGUAUUGUCAUGGACUAAAGAGAAGACCAAUCUUUCUAUUGCAACGUAAAAUGACGUUUUUCAAUUCGGUAAUAUCAGUGUUAAUAGCAUAGUGGUUAAUUUGAACUUGUUGAUUUGUAGAUUUCGUGUGUAUACAAUGAAAAUGAACGGGAAACACCCGUCACUUUUAGUUUUAAAAAGAGUUACUAUUUGAUGGAAAAAAAUACGUUUUACACUAAACGGAGUUAGUUUGAAAUUUAAUCAGAAAUGGGAAUCUUUCUUGAUAUAAGGCCAAGGUUAACUUGCUUUCAGUAUUAAUGGAAAGUGAAGUCGAAUUUGUCAUAUAUAAAAUGUUUGUGCAGAUAUCAAGAAGAGAGACAGUGAACAAUGAAUAUAGGAAACCCUGGGAUAAAAAAAGUCUUAAAUAGGCCUGCACAACAGAUCAUUUGGUGUCAAAAGGGACAGAAAAACAUGAAGGCACAGCUACUAUGCUGAGAGCCCAUUACCUUAGUUCUUAAACUUAAAGACAUGAUUGCAGUGUACGUGACGAACAAGAUAAACUAUGCGCCACCACUUUCCAAUUCACUCCAGCCAACUCGUCCCUAAUUCGCCCCUGGCAAACUGGCACCCUAUGCACCUCAAUAAACAUGUAGCCUAGUGUGCAUUAACAUUAUGCUAGAGUUAGAAUGAAGUGCUAUUUCCUGAGUGAUUUCACGAGUCUUGUCUACAUAUUAUGAACAGCUAAUUUGACUUGCGACAAUUAAUGUUAUACCGUAUCCAAUUUUAAAUCAUAUUGAUGGCUUUUUCUGUCUUUGGUUUGUGUAUUGUAUAGCAUUACAGUAUGUAUUUUUGUUAUUUGUUGGCUUUUCUGCAACUUCUUUCUUUGCGGAAAAGCCUUUAUUCUCUUCUGACUUUUAACUUUUACAAACCGUUUCUGCGGAAAAGACUGAUUUUGUCUUCUCUGAUUGUUCUUCGUUAUUCCUGUUCUAUCCCCAAUCCAAUAGACUUGUACUUGAAUUUUCUAGAUGGCACUUUGGGCACUUAAUAAACUCAUCAUGAUGAACUCAAGUGUCAUGUGACGUCAUCUUAAAGGUGCCAUUUUGAAAGUCCUAUAUCUUUAGAACUACAACUCCUAUCGGGUUGAAACUUUGUAUGUAAAUAGUCAGGAAUUGUUAUAGAUAGGCUAAACAUUGAAAUGACGUCUGAUGACGUUUUAUUUAUUUUUUUAGCUCAUUCGUAUAUCUCACGAGCGAAACAUGCUUCAUUCAAAGUUGUUUUUAUAUUAUUUUUGAUAGGUCAUAUGAAUAUGACCUAUAAUUUCGAGAAAAAUUGUGACGUCAUCAUGAGGUCUUCAGAAAUGAACUGCUCCAAUCAAUCUUUUAAAGCACAGACAUCCAAAAAAGGUUACAUUUCGAGUAUAUUUGUUGAAUAUUUUCUUUGCUCUAGUACAAUUUCGUACAUUCCGUUUUGAAUGUUAGAAAGUGGAACACAUUACAUUGAUAUCCUAUCCACUUGCCUUGUACAAAGAUUUGUGCUUGUUUCAAGUUGUAUCGCUUUUCACAGUGAUACAAUUAUAGCCUUUUACCACCGAUGACGAAUUCAUCUCACGCUAUAUU
This is a messenger RNA of Patiria miniata (bat star), 7424 nucleotides long. RefSeq lists its product as uncharacterized. Lineage: Eukaryota; Metazoa; Echinodermata; Asteroidea; Valvatida; Asterinidae. The record is from RefSeq and is a predicted model, not a curated record. Gene Ontology annotation, cellular component: membrane. The coding region runs from base 31 to 3582 and encodes 1183 amino acids. Gene Ontology annotation, biological process: cell surface receptor signaling pathway; G protein-coupled receptor signaling pathway. The transcript is spliced from 6 exons. Gene Ontology annotation, molecular function: G protein-coupled receptor activity.